Messenger RNA from Arabidopsis thaliana (thale cress), 648 nucleotides. RefSeq lists its product as uncharacterized. The record is from RefSeq and is marked reviewed. The transcript is spliced from 2 exons. Lineage: Eukaryota; Viridiplantae; Streptophyta; Magnoliopsida; Brassicales; Brassicaceae. The coding region runs from base 1 to 387 and encodes 128 amino acids.
AUGAUUCCCUCCAGACAGCUUCACUCCGUCAAGCCUCUAGGAGUAGUGAAGAACUAUAGAAAGUUGUGGUUGUCCUCUUCUUAUAUACGUAUUAUUGGCUGCUGCACUUCUGUCACUGACUCAGUAGAGGAGGCAAAGACAAACGGAUUGAAGCCCAAUAAGGAAAGAGUCUGCCUCAAGCCUGUGGAAAAGCCCGUACAAGGUCUGACUCGUGCGGUGGAGCUACACAUGGGUGAUUUGGAAGGGCAAGAUAGACCUGACCCUAUAAGUACAAUGGUUGGUCCCUCCGGAACCGGUAAUCUCCGUUUGACUUCCUUUCAGCAGGUGCGCAGCAAGUAUUCUUUCACAAGAAAGACGCAACCCAGCCCCCUUAGCUACUUGUACUAAAAAAAAACUAGGACGGAAGGAGGAACCCCUGCUUAUCCCGGCUACAAUAAAUAACUAUCGAAGAGCGAUCCAUCUGAAGAAUGGCGCUCGUAUAUCCCUAGACGUGGGUUUGUACUUUUUUAGAAGGGCGAGGUUUGGAACUCUCAAGCAAGACAUGAUCUACAUAAUAAGACAUCAUAGGCGCCUAGAGAUAAAGGUACGGUUCAUCGCCUUACUUAUCCAAGCGUGUUGCCGGAUAGUCGGAUAUGACUAUCUCUUUUU